AUGGAGUCCGGCAAACUUGCCCCUCCGACACUCCAAAUCAACACGCGACAGCGUGCUCUGAGUCAGGCAGACACGGUCACAUCACAAACAUCAGACCCCUUCCGGACACCAAUAUCACCAAGCAAUGCGUCCACAAGUGGUGCAUCGACGGUAGUAGGAGACUACGAUGCAGCGUUGCAAAAUGAGUUGCGCGCUGAAGCUAAAGCCGACACGAACAACCCCUUCGCCUUCACACCAUCACAGCUCAGCAAACUGUUGAACCCCAAAUCGCUUCCUGUAUAUCAAGCAUUGGGAGGCAUCCACGGUAUCGCAGCCGGACUACAAUCAGACACUCAUUCCGGUCUGAGUGCCGACGAAUCGACAGUUGCGAGACACAUUUCCUUCGACGAAGCAACAAAUCCACAGACACCUACAAAGGAGAAAGAAUCAAGUCGACCGCCAAGUGACGGAAAGCCCUUCGAGGAUCGCAUACGCAUACACGGACGGAACGUACUACCACCGAAGAAGGUCACCCCUCUAUGGAGACUUGUCUGGAACGCGUACAAUGACACUGUACUCAUAGUUCUUACUGUUGCAGCUGCCAUCUCGCUAGCACUCGGACUCUACGAAACGUUUGGUGCGGAACAUCCACCGGGAUCUCCCACACCUGUCGACUGGGUCGAGGGUUGCGCAAUUGUAGUAGCUAUCGUCAUCGUUGUACUCGUCACCGCCGUAAAUGACUGGCAAAAGGAAGCAGCAUUCGCAAAGCUCAACGCGAAGAAGGAACAACGCGAUAUCAAAGUCACACGAUCGGGAAAGACCGCUAUGAUCAGCAUCUACGACGUCCUAGCCGGCGACAUCAUACACCUGGAGCCUGGCGAUGUCAUUCCAGUCGACGGAAUCUUUGUGGAUGGCUCCGACGUCAAGUGCGACGAGUCUUCUGCUACGGGAGAAUCAGACGCCAUGCGCAAGACACCAGGUGCCGCUGUCAUGAAAGCACUUGAGUCCGGUCAGUCCACCAAGGGCCUUGACCCCUUCGUCAUCUCCGGCGCAAAGGUUCUCGAGGGCGUCGGUACUUUCAUGGCGACAUCUGUCGGAGAGAAUAGCAGCUUUGGCCGCAUCAUGAUGUCUGUCCGCGUCGAGAUCGAGGAGACACCACUACAGGCGAAGCUCGCUAAGCUUGCCAUGGCUAUCGCUUACCUCGGAACUGCAGCUGCUGGUCUCCUCUUCUUUGUCCUUCUCUUCCGUUUUGUUGGUGGGCUAUCUGGUGAUACCCGAUCUGCAUCUCAGAAAGGUUCAGCGUUUAUGGAUAUCCUCAUCGUUGCUGUUACCAUUAUCGUGGUAGCAGUCCCAGAAGGUCUCCCACUAGCAGUCACGCUGGCGCUGGCUUUUGCGACGACCAAAAUGCUGAAGGAGAACAACCUUGUCAGAAUCUUGCGCGCAUGUGAGACUAUGGGCAAUGCUACAGCCAUUUGCUCAGACAAGACCGGUACUUUGACAACAAACCGAAUGACGGUCGUUGCCGGCACUUUCGGCACCACCAGCUUCGUUCACGCGGACGCCGCCUCAGAGAAGGACCAAACCAUUUCGGCAUGGGCAUCUAAGGUCUCGGCUGCUGCAAAGCAGCUUCUCAUCCAGUCCAUCGCAAUCAACUCUACAGCUUUCGAAGGCCAAGAGGACGGCAAGUCUGUCUUCGUCGGAUCCAAGACUGAGACUGCGCUACUUGAGCUCGCCAAGGAACAUCUCGGACUCGUCUCGCUGUCAGAGACCCGCGACAGCGAGCAGGUGGUACACAUGUUCCCCUUCGACUCGGCUAAGAAGUGCAUGGGUGCCGUUGUGAGGCUUCCGAACGGACACUACCGCCUCGUCGUCAAGGGUGCAUCUGAGAUCCUCCUCAGCUUUGCCUCUGCAUUUGCGCAUUUCGAGUCACUGGAGACAGAGUCGCUAUCGCAAGAGCACCGCCAGGUACUGACCGAAGCGAUCAACGCAUACGCGAACCGAUCUCUCAGGACUAUCGGACUAGUGUACCGCGACUUCGAGCAAUGGCCACCGGUCAACGCCACGCUCACUGAGGGUGGCAGUGUCGACUUCGCCUCCCUGCUGCGCGAUCUUACAUUCUUCGGGCUAGUUGGUAUUCAGGACCCCGUUCGCCCUGGUGUGCCCGAGGCUGUUCGCAAGGCACAGAAGGCUGGUGUCACGGUCAGGAUGGUUACCGGUGACAACAUGCAAACUGCGCGAGCGAUCGCGACUGAGUGCCUGAUCUAUACCGAGGGCGGGUUGGUAAUGGAGGGACCAGACUUCCGCCGCCUUACUGAAGAGCAGCUCGAUGAGGUGCUGCCGCGACUACAGGUGCUGGCCCGCUCAUCGCCUGAAGACAAGCGCAUCCUUGUUCAGCGUCUCAAGACCCUUGGCGAGAUUGUCGCUGUGACCGGUGACGGUACCAACGAUGCCCCAGCACUGAAAGCAGCCAACGUUGGCUUCUCCAUGGUCUCUGGCACUGAGGUUGCCAAGGAAGCCUCUUCGAUCAUUCUCAUGGACGACAACUUUGCCUCCAUCAUCACCGCGUUGAUGUGGGGUAGGGCUGUCAACGACGCCGUCCAGAAGUUCCUCCAAUUCCAAAUCACUGUCAACAUCACUGCUGUGGUCCUCGCGUUCGUGACCGCGGUCUACGAUGACGAGAUGAAGCCAGCCCUCAGAGCCGUACAGCUUCUUUGGGUCAACCUCAUUAUGGACACCUUCGCCGCCCUCGCCCUCGCUACCGACCCACCGACUGAGAAGAUCCUCGACCGCCCACCGCAGGGCAAAGGCCCUCUCAUCACAACAACGAUGUGGAAGCAAAUAAUGGGCCAGAACAUCUACAAGAUCACUGUCAUCUUCGUGCUAUACUUCGCUGGCGGCGACAUCCUUGGCUACGACCUCUCCGACCCCAACAAGCAACUCGAGCUCGACACCGUCAUCUUCAACGCUUUCGUCUGGAUGCAAAUCUUCAACAUCUUCAACAACAGGCGUCUGGACAACAAGCUCAACGUGCUCGAGGGUGUAUUCAGGAACUGGUUCUUCAUUGGCAUCGUUGUCAUGAUCAUCGGCCUCCAGGUUCUCAUCGUCUUUGUCGGUGGUCGCGCAUUCCAGAUCAAGCCAGGAGGUAUCGAUGGUACACAAUGGGCUAUCAGCAUCGUCGUCGGUUUUGUCUGCAUUCCAUGGGCAGUACUCAUCAGAUACUUCCCCGAUGAGUGGUUCGCUGCCAUCGCGCGUGUUGUCGGCAAGCCUGUCGUCGUCGUGUAUCGAUGGUGUUGCACGGGUAUGAGCAAGGUCAAGACCUUGUUCACCUUCAAGAAGACGAAGAGUGAGGAGAGCGAGGCUGAAGCUGGUGCUGCGCCAGCGAUCGUCGUGGUCGGUGAUGACGCGAGCGUAGCUGAGAACAGGAAAUGA
Messenger RNA from Alternaria novae-zelandiae, 3408 nucleotides. RefSeq lists its product as uncharacterized. Gene Ontology annotation, molecular function: ATP binding; P-type calcium transporter activity; ATP hydrolysis activity. The coding region runs from base 1 to 3408 and encodes 1135 amino acids. The record is from RefSeq and is a predicted model, not a curated record. Gene Ontology annotation, biological process: intracellular calcium ion homeostasis; calcium ion transmembrane transport. NCBI's taxonomy places the organism in Eukaryota, Fungi, Ascomycota, Dothideomycetes, Pleosporales, Pleosporaceae. Gene Ontology annotation, cellular component: membrane; intracellular membrane-bounded organelle. The transcript has 3 exons.